CUUUUUAAUAGUUGCAACUGAAGCACGCACGUCUCGGAGAAUCAGGACUAUCAUAGUGACCUUUUAUUACACUAUCAUUAUUAUUAUUAAGAAUAUAAAAGCUGAAUACACUUACUUAACAAUGAAUAGAUAACUAUGCAAUAUGAAACUGAAAAGUGAUUUCUAAUUAUGUUAAAUAAUCACAAUGUAUUAAAUUAUUGGAUAUAUUAAAUCAGACGACAAUCCACUCUAUUCAUCAUCAUCAUUUACAGAGAAUAAAGAAAGUUACUGAAUGUAUUAAGAUAAAAAAAGAGACAAAAGCACAAUAAUGUUGCAUAAAUUUUCAUUGAAUUUAUCAAUGAAAACAUUUCAUUUACUUGCAUCACUUAUUAUAUUUUAUACAUUUUUAUCAUAUACAAAUGGUAUUGGUUUUCGUGGUAACACUGAUACACAUAAUAUAUUCUCAGAUAUUGAAGGUGAUGCACCGAAUUCAUCAAUAUGUCGUGGUAUGUUUAGUAAUAAUACAGAAUCAGAAAUGAGAUGUUCAAUUGCCAGAUACUUUCCUGGAUGUCAAUUUGAUUCAGGAUUUUUACAAUAUUUAGUAUUUCAAUAUUGUACUUUUAAUGAUCGUAUUGUACCAACAAUAUUUAUGGUAUUUUGGCUCAUUUUAUUGUUAGGAGCAUUUGCUACAAUAUCUGAUUCGUUCUUCAGUACUUCUUUGAUUGCUUUGGCUCGAACUCUCAGGAUGAGUCAAAAUUUAGCCGGAGUUACACUCUUAGCGUUUGGUAAUGGUGCUCCAGAUGUCUUCAGUGCAGUUACAGCAAUUACAACUGGAGAUCCAGAUGCACCAGAUGAAGGACUUGGAUUAGGCUUUUUAUUAGGCUCUGGUUUGCUGGUGAAUACAGUCACGGCUGGUUUAGUCAUCUUUCUAAAGCCAUUUAAAAUGAGUCGUCGACCAUUUCUAAAAGAUACACUUUUUUAUAUGGUUGCUGUCAGUUGGGCUGCAUCAAUUCUUAUACGUCGACAAAUUUAUAUUACAGAUGCUAUUGGAUUUUUAAUCUUAUAUUUAUGCUAUGUAUUUACAACAUGGGCUAGUAGUACAUAUAUGCGACGUCAACGAUCCCAUGGAACUAAAAGUAUCCUGCCUUUAUGUUUACAACGACUACUUGCAAAACCGCUGAAUUAUUUAAAUCGUAAUUGGGAUAAAUUUAUGCAAACAUGUAAACAACAUUGUCCAAAAUUUUCAGCUAUUAAAAAAUUACGUAAUAAAGUGCAUUUCAAUCAAUUUAAAUUAUCCACUAAAGCGAAUAAUAAUAAUAACAAUAAAAAUCAUAUAAUUACAGAAGAUGGUGUCAAGAUUUCGGAUCGAAAAUCACCUGAAAGGACAAUUCAGUCACCAAUUCUUAAAGUUAACGGAACAGUUGGAACACCUAUAGAUAAAUUAAAAUCAAUCAAUCCAAAUAUUCAUGUCAGUGAUAAACGAAUGAAUAAACGACAUAUGAUAAAAACACCAAAAAUUGAAAUCACUUCACCAAGUGAUGAAGAUAAAACUAAUUCAUAUAUAGACAAUGAUUAUAAUACUAAAGAUUUUGACAAUUAUGAUGAUGCCAGGGGCGUUGGCCAUGAAGGUAUAAAGAACACUGAAAGUCCACAUUUUUCACCUAGAUUAUCAGAUUUCAGUGUUGGCUUUUUAACUCCAAUGGAUGGUGUAAAAAAACGCGCCUCUUCAAUGACAUCAACUGAACCAAUUACAGAUAGUAGACGUUUAUCAACUGAACAUUCUGGUUUAGGACGUGGACGUUGUCGAAGAACACAGUCAGUGAUUAGACGAAGACCAAGUACACGAAUGAGUGCUGCAGGUUAUGAAUUAUCAUAUAUGGUACGAUGGAUUAUAGCCAAUCGUGAAUUAGAAGAGAAAGUUUUAGGUUCACGAGAUGGAGAUACGAGAAGAUCACAGAAGUCUUCUCAAUAUGAUCAAGAUGAAUCGCAAAAUGAUCAAUCUACACAAAGGGAUUUAUUCAGUCGUAAGGGAUCACGUCCUGGAUCGAAUUUAACUAAUGCAGGUCAUUUACCAUCACCUACCUUAUCCGAUUUUUCCGUGGAUGAUGACACUAUGCCGAAAUCUUCUGUUUCAUUGAAAAGAAUCAAAUUAAAUUUUCAACCAAGUGAUUUAGAAACAGGUAAACAAUUUGCUACGACUGGUGAUAACAUUGUCGAUAAGUUCGGUCAUCAAGAAGGCGGUUUUCAAGACUAUGAGAAUGAAAAUGAAAUAAGAAAAUUGGAAAGUGGAGAGGAAGAAGACGAAGACUUGACAGAUGAAGAGGAAGAAGAGGAAGUGAAAGAUGAGUGUUCAUGGCUAGAGAAAUGGGCUAUGCAAGGUGUAUGGCAUCAUUUCGCCUACUACAUGAUACCAAUCGACGUUGAAUCAUGGCAUCAGCAAUCGAUAUUUAGUCGAUUUCUACAAAUUUUACAAACACCAAUAUUUAUUAUCUUUCGAUUGACAAUACCAACUGUUUUAGAAGAAUUAGCUGAUGAAUCUGAACAAGAUGUCUACGCACAACAACCGGUUGAUGCUAAUCAACAGAUCAGUGAAACUACACGAGAAAUUGUAACAGUUUUAGAAGGUAAAGAGUUAACUUUUUCAACAAAUCCUCCUGAAUCAAAUCAUGAAUCAGAAUUUGAUGUGAACAAACAGACAGAAACAGUUGAAGUUAAUUUAGAAUUUAUGCAUGGAUGGUGUAAACCGUUAAAUGUUUUCCAAUGUCUUCUGGUGCCAACUUUAUGGCCGAUGCUUUUAACAGCUAACGGCAAGUGUAUUGGAUUAUUACCAAUUGGACAAUCGCCUGUUCCAGUAUUCUGUCCAUUUCUCAUAGGUGGAUUUAUAAUUGCUUUAGUUGUAUUUUUCACUUCAAAAUGGAAUCAACCCCCGAAACUUUAUCAUAGACCAUUUUUUGCUACACUUGGUUUUGUUACAUCAAUUAUUUGGAUAUAUGCAUUAGCUCAUGAAUUAGUUAAUUCAUUGGAAACUCUGGGUAUUGUAUGGGAGAUAAGUGAAGCUAUUCUAGGCUUAAGUGUUAUGGCAUUAGCCAGUUCAAUUGGAGAUAUAAUGGCUAAUUGUUUAUUGGCUCGUAAUGGUUAUCCAAGAAUUGCGUAUGCAGCUUGUCUUGGUUCACCAUUGUUUAAUUUAUUACUUGGUGCUGGUCUUUCAUAUACAAUUAAAAUUAGUAGAGCUGGUGUUGGACAUGCAAAUUUAUCAUUUACAUUAACUCAAGCACUAUUAUUCUCCUGUCUAUUAGUCGUACUUACAUUAAAUAUUCUUACAGCAUUAAUAGGCAAAUUUAAAUUUCGUCGUUAUUAUGGUAUAGUAUUAAUUAUUGUUUACUUAAUAUUUGUAACAACUGCUAUUCUAAUUGAAGUUGAUGUUAUUGUAUCACCAGUGAAUUGGCAUUUAGCUACUGGUACAGAAUAAAUGAAAAAAUCAGUGAAUAUAUUAUUAUACUACUAUUAGUUUUAUCAGUAAUAUGCAUUAUAUACACUAAAAUUUCUAUUAAUUAGAAAGCCUACAUAUCACAUAUAUAUAUAUAUAUAUAUAUAU
This is a messenger RNA of Trichobilharzia regenti, 3574 nucleotides long. The record is from the annotation of a GenBank genome assembly. NCBI's taxonomy places the organism in Eukaryota, Metazoa, Platyhelminthes, Trematoda, Strigeidida, Schistosomatidae.